This is a messenger RNA of Scophthalmus maximus (turbot), 1790 nucleotides long. It is a transcript of the gene eef1akmt1, whose product is annotated as EEF1A lysine methyltransferase 1. The transcript has 6 exons. Bases 43 to 864 code for a protein of 273 amino acids. Gene Ontology annotation, biological process: methylation. The record is from RefSeq and is a predicted model, not a curated record. Lineage: Eukaryota; Metazoa; Chordata; Actinopteri; Pleuronectiformes; Scophthalmidae. Gene Ontology annotation, molecular function: protein-lysine N-methyltransferase activity; nucleic acid binding.
CCGUACUUUCUGCUAUGACGUCGUUUUCCCGCGACGUGUCACAUGUUCACAACACCGCAGCAGCAACAUGUCGCUCAGCGGGUUCUGACGGUUCCGACCAGUUUCAGGUGUUUCUGUUCCUCCUUCGUCCCUAAAGGACAGCUGCUCUCCUCCUCCUCCUCCUCCUCCUCCUCCUCCUCGUCAGCCAUGAGCGACAGCGACGACGAUGGCGUUCCCGCCCUGUCGGCUCACACGCUUGCCGCCCUGCAGGAGUUCUACAGUGAGACCAGGAGGACCGGUCCGGACCACGGCGCCGCUCCGUCGGACCAGUUCGCCGUCGGGGCGAUUGAGGAGGACUGGGGGAUAAGUCAGUUCUGGUACAGUGAUGAAACAGCGACCCAGUUGGCCGAGGAGGUCGUUCGUGAAGCAGGAGAGGGAGGAAGGAUAGCGUGUGUGAGCGCGCCCAGCGUGUACCAGAAGCUGAAGCAGGGCGCCUUGGACGGCUCGCACCGGCUGUCGGCCGUCGUCGUGCUGGAGUACGACCGCCGCUUCGCCGCCUACGGGGACGACUUCGUCUUCUACGACUACAACGAGCCGCUGUCCCUCGCGGCCGGCGCCGCCCCCCGGAGCUUCGACGUGGUGCUCGCCGACCCCCCCUACCUGUCGGAGGAGUGUCUGAGCAAAGUGGCGCAGACCGUCAAGUACCUGAGCAAGGGCAAAGUGCUGCUGUGCACAGGAGCCAUCAUGGAGAAACUCGCCAAAGAGCUCCUGGACGUGACCAUGUGCAGCUUCCUGCCCGAACACAACAGAAACUUGUCCAACGAGUUCCGCUGCUUCGUCAACUAUCCGUCUCGCCUGCUGACCUCCGCCCGAUCAACGGUUUGACUGAAGAAUUCCAUCUUCUCCCGGUCCCGUCAGUCAAAGAGCUGCAGGUUCAGUUUGAUGCUCUUGUGUCAAAGUGGAUUCAAUUAAGUUUCUUCCUGUAAUUAACCCCUCUGUCAUCCAAAUAUUCAAUAUGCUCUAUAGUUUUACUGUAGCUGCAGGUGCAAUCAUUACAUGUAUAUAUGUUUCUUAGUGCCGGUGGAAGGGAUGUGGAUCCAGGUGUAGAGGAACUCAUCCGGAGCUCCACCGCCCCUGCUCCCUCCUCUCACACCUUCUUGCCCGCAGACUCGAGCAGCUGUCCGGCCUCGGCCUCGCUCCUCUCCGGGCUCCGCUUGUUGCCGCCGUGUCCGUCGACGACGCGCCCCUUCUCCCACGGCCGCGGCACGCACGUGCAUCCCACCGCCACGGACACGUAGAUCUCGGUGUAAGAGUGGCGGCCGCCGACGCAGGAGCCGGUUCUCCGCAGGACGACGGCGGGAGCGUAGACCGGAGCGCUGCGGUACAGCUCGCUGUCCUCGCCGCGGUGCGCGCCCAGCAGGCAGCCGCUGCACAGGCAGUAGGCCUCCGGGAUGUGGCGGGGGAACCUGGUGGGGUCGUACAGCAUCCUGCGAGGAGCAAUUCAACACGUGCUUUUUAAAAGAAAAACGAUGCAGGCGCUGAUUGGUGCCUUCAACCAAAGUUAUGUCUGCAAACUAUCGGCGGCUGAGGCCGAUAAUCGGAGCCAUAUUCAACGAUUGUCGGUAUCGGCCAUUUUUGCCGAUUAGACAAUUUAAUUUAAAAAUGUGCUACUUUGGCUCGGAUGCAGCCGCAGUCACUUCUCUCUGGACUUUAGCAAAACAUCCCAACUAUGUUUGUUUGUUUGUUCAACUUCAUAAGAAUGAUCCCUGCACCCUGUGUAUUAAAGGGGCAGUAUGCGAUUUCGGAGGAAA